AUGAACAACUCUCAAAAAAGUAAAACUGUUCGAUCAGGUUCAGCUAGAGUUAAAUCAGCCAUUGAGAGAGCAGGAUUAAUUCAACAAAGAGAGCAAUUGAGAGAAAUGUUGAUUAGCAAAUUUUCAAAGGAUUUUGCCUUGGGCAACAAGAAUAAGGAAGUGUUAAUUUAAUAGAUAGUUAAUGGAUACUUCGCGAAUGAGCAAGCAUCAAGAAUAAAAAUGUUAGGUUACAGAAAAUUCUUUAAAAUAACUGAAGACAAGAGAAGUUAAACUUAAACUUAAUAAAACCCAUCCUUAGAUAUAUAAAUUGAUAAUAGAAGUGAAUAGAAAUAGCAAAUGUUCGACCUUAAAUUGUGAA
Molecule: messenger RNA, 358 nt
Organism: Paramecium octaurelia
Lineage: Eukaryota; Ciliophora; Oligohymenophorea; Peniculida; Parameciidae
Source: the annotation of a GenBank genome assembly